This is a messenger RNA of Phaeodactylum tricornutum CCAP 1055/1, 372 nucleotides long. RefSeq lists its product with no specific name. NCBI's taxonomy places the organism in Eukaryota, Bacillariophyta, Bacillariophyceae, Surirellales, Neidiaceae. The record is from RefSeq and is a predicted model, not a curated record. The transcript has 2 exons. Bases 1 to 372 code for a protein of 123 amino acids.
AUGGAAGAUUAUAACGACGGAUCGUCGCUUGGUUAUCCUAAUUUGUCGGCUUGUCGGGUCGUCUUGACAUCGGCUGGGGGAGCCGCGCAUUCGGCCCCUGUCCGCUUGCCAGCCCAAAUUCUCCAAGCUGCGCGCCAACCUCCCGUUGCCAAACCGUAUGACUUUGCCUUGGAAAAAACCGUGCUACAGACAUUGAAGGAUCGUCAAGUGUUAUGGAAGGACACGGAUACGAACGAUUUGGACGAGCUGCGGGGCAUGUUGGCACGGAUGAAAUCGGUGACCAACGCCGACGAAGACGUGUGCGCCUCCCUGCUGAAAUCGAACGAUUACGACCUCAGCAAAUCAAUUGAAGCCUUUUACCAGAUGCGCUGA